Gavia stellata (red-throated loon) is the source of this 1725-nucleotide messenger RNA. It is a transcript of the gene C1QTNF2, whose product is annotated as C1q and TNF related 2. Lineage: Eukaryota; Metazoa; Chordata; Aves; Gaviiformes; Gaviidae. Bases 1 to 654 code for a protein of 217 amino acids. The transcript is spliced from 3 exons. Gene Ontology annotation, molecular function: protein binding. The record is from RefSeq and is a predicted model, not a curated record.
AUGAUCUCCGCCGUCCUCCUCCUCUGGACUGUGCCCUGCGUGGCAAACCACAUCCUCGGGGGCAUUUUUGCCAAGGGAGCGCUGCAGGAAGGUCCCCAGCUGGCGUGCAGCCUGCCGGGCCCCCCCGGGCCACCCGGCCCCCCCGGCGCACCCGGGGCGCCAGGGACGGUUGGCAGGAUGGGCUUCCCGGGCAAAGAUGGCAAGGAUGGCAAGGACGGGGAUAAAGGCGAGCACGGCGACGAAGGUCCACAAGGCAGAACAGUCUCAAAGAGCUACCCAAGGGAAAGGCUGCCCAUCAAAUUUGACAGGAUCCUGAUGAAUGAAGGAGGACAUUACAAUGCUUCCAGUGGGAAAUUUAUAUGCAGCAUCCCAGGUAUUUACUACUUCACUUAUGAUAUCACUUUGGCCAAUAAACAUUUGGCCAUUGGCUUGGUCCACAAUGGGCAGUACCGGAUCAAGACUUUUGAUGCCAACACUGGGAACCAUGACGUUGCCUCUGGAUCAACCAUCCUUUCUCUGAAGCGGGAGGAUGAGGUAUGGCUGCAGAUCUUUUACUCUGAACAAAAUGGGCUCUUUUAUGAUCCCUACUGGACAGACAGUUUAUUUACUGGCUUCCUGAUAUAUCCUGAUCAAGAUUAUCUCAAUGAAAUAUAGGAUGAGAAACUAGCCUUUGGGAAAAAAUAGGAAAUGCAUGAGACCUCAGUCCAGCAAAGUGUAGCCUGUACACGGACAUGUGUGGGAUUCUCAUACGAUUCCACAUUUUUGGCGCUAGCCCAAUACCUGUGUUAGGUAUUUAAAUAUUUACUUGAUGUCAUCAACUAGUCCACAGGGUACCAGGACCAGUAGGACUCACCUUUAAGCAGCCUCAUGAAUCUCUAAAUCUUGAAGCCACCCAUUAUGUUUUCCUUGAUGAUUCCAACAUGCCAUGGACAUGUAACUCAAAUACUGGUGCAGAAUGCUUUGUUAUUAUAUUAUUAUUAUGAAGCAUAGAGACCAACAACCAUUUCCUGAAAGCUGAGCUCAGAAGUGCCAUUGAUACUGGAGUUUGUACCACUGUGCCUCCUCCUUCUACACCCCGUAAUAGUAAUAAUCCUUGUUAAUACCGAGUUACACUUUACCAGCUACUUAAGUCAGGAAGUUGUCAGCUGAAGUUAUAAAAGAGUAGCUCUCAGCCUCAUCAAAGCAGUACUAAUAAGCAAAGGCAUCCGGUCUAAAUAGGAAAUGACACGAGAGAGAGAUCUCAUUUUUAAGGUUAAAGGGAGGACUCCUGGUAAGACACAAGCUGUUGCACUGAGCACCACUGGCAUUUCUCAAAUUUCAGCCUCCAUACACCAGUGCUGGAGUCCUACAUCUGGUUUCAGACAAGCGUUGGUAAGCUGUAACCAGAGCCUAAACUGGACCAUACAAGCCAAAUACCUGUGGGCCUCCACGCCACGGUGGAGGAUGAACUUUGCAGAUAAGACUCAACUGUCAAAGACAGCGUGAACCUUCACUCCAGAAACAGAUUCAUUAAUGACCCCCUUCCUUCAUCCCUGACAGCUUUUGCUGGAAGGAGAUACUUGUGGUGCUGCUGAGAUCCUCCUGAAGGACUUAAUGCUACAGCUAGACCCUAUCUUACUGCUGCUUUGCUUUUUUGAUGCUGUAUGUCAAUUAUGACAGAUGCUGCCAAAUCAAUGUUUUAGUUCUAAACUGUAUGGAAGAAAGCUCAGAAAAGUCAAAAGCUGA